UUUUGAUUAAGUGCACUUAUUUUUUUCUUUGCUCUCUCAUAAUACCGGAUUGGCUAAGAAGUAGAAACGCAAAUAUAAAUUAAACUUCCAAAAUGACCAAAUAAUUGCGCUGCGAUCAAGACAAGAUGUGUUUACCUUUCUUUGUGGUCGGAACAGUAUUCAGAAUCUUUUCUCUGCUACAAAAAUGUGGCAGUUAUACAAUUUGGAAGAACAGUAUUCCAAACAUCCAGAAAUUAAACGUGAUGAGGUUUUGAAGUUGUUGCAAUGGUUGGAUACCCAACCUCACAUGCCAACGCUAACCGAACAGGAGGCAUUGUUGUUCUUCCAUGCCUGCGAUCAUAGCAUGGAGUAUACAAAGCGUGUCAUUGAUAUCUAUUUGACAUGUCGCACACAUUUUGAGGAUUUCUUUGGGAAUAUGGAUGUGGAAUCGGCCGCCUGGAAACGUCUGUUCAAAACGAUUACUGCAUUCCCCCUGGACCAAAUCACACCGGAGGGAUAUGGUGUUAUACUGGGAAAACUCGAUGACACCGAAACGGCUAACUUCUGUUUUACCGAUGCCAUGAAAUUAUAUUUUUUGGUCCAAGACAUUUGGUUGCAAAAAGUCGGCCUCUUAAAGGGCCUGAUAUUUGUCGUGGACUUUGAUGGGGUUACCUUUGGUCAUAUUGCCCGCAUUGGCAUUAUGCAAAUGAAGAAGUUCCUCUACUAUUUACAGGAAGCCAUACCCGUUCGUUUGGUUGGUUUGCAUUUCAUAAAUAUUGGACCGGUUAUCGACAAUUUGAUGGUCUUAAUGAAGCCAUUCAUGAAGAAGGAAUUGAAUGAUAUGUUCCACAUUCACACUGGGGUGGAGUCGUUUUAUGAAUUUGUACCGCGUCAAAUGUUGCCACAGGAAUUGGGUGGACCGCAGGCCCAUUCCAGGGAGCUAAAAGAAAACUGUUAUAACGAAUUGCGAGAACAUCGCUAUGAGAUUAUCGAAUACAACUGUCAUCGUCGUAUCAAUGAAUCACUGAGACCUGCCAAAUCGUCGGCAUCGACAAACGAUUCCAACAUGUUCGGUAUCGAGGGUAAUUUUAAGAAAUUAGAUAUUGAUUAAUAAACUAUAAAAACAUUAUUUA
Molecule: messenger RNA, 1112 nt
Organism: Musca domestica (house fly)
Lineage: Eukaryota; Metazoa; Arthropoda; Insecta; Diptera; Muscidae
Product: clavesin-1
Exons: 6
Coding region: 185-1090 (301 amino acids)
Cellular component (GO): membrane
Molecular function (GO): phosphatidylinositol bisphosphate binding
Source: RefSeq, a predicted model, not a curated record